This is a messenger RNA of Tilletiopsis washingtonensis, 869 nucleotides long. RefSeq lists its product as hypothetical. The transcript is spliced from 7 exons. The record is from RefSeq and is a predicted model, not a curated record. The coding region runs from base 222 to 869 and encodes 215 amino acids. Lineage: Eukaryota; Fungi; Basidiomycota; Exobasidiomycetes; Entylomatales.
GUCCACACGGCGCACUCGAGCCUGAGAAGCGCAGCCGGCGCACACUCGACAGGUAGCUUGCAGACCCCCUGACAGUCGCCGGAGCUUCUUGGCCGCUGGCCUGUAUGUAGUCUGACUGCGCAGCCCGCAUCUCACUCGGACCCUCACGCCGAGCUUCAUAAGCAAGCCGGCUGGACGCAUCCCCGCUGCCAUCCCCAUCGCUGCUGCUGACCUGCUCUGUCAUGCUGUCUCUUCGUACUCUGCUCUUCGCUGCCCUCGCAGCCGUCACUGCGGCAUCGGCCGCGACGGUCACCUUCGACUGCUCGAGAGUGCCCAACAUCUGCUCCAACGACUGCUACGCCAUCAGAUGCCUCGGCAAGCCCACUACGCUGACGCGCAACUCGCCGCAAGCGGAGGACAACCGCGACGCCAACGCCUGUCGCAGUCCCAACCGCUGCUCUGGCAACCCGUCCGACAGCAACAGCUGCGAUGAGUACCCUUUUGCUUCGACAAGUCAAGGCGGCGCAGGCGCCAGCACCCGGUGCGUGCCGAGCCAAGAGAACAGCAGACAGGGCGGCACCCUCUCCUCCUUCUACACGCGCAACUCUGUCGCGAACGGCGACUCGUACUCUGUCGCGUUCUCGAAUGCCUCGGGCCUGCAGUACUGCAGCGGCUCGUGCACAAACUCGGGCAACCAGCUCGUCCGCCGUCUGCCGGCCUUCGCUGCGCGCCAGGAGACCUCCAUCGUGCAGACACGCAAGCUGCUCCUCGCGUCUGGCGAGGAAGCGCUGAUGUUUGAGCCGGUCUCCGCCCGCGGCUCGCUGAACCGCAUGGUUAACCAGACUGUGGACCUGCGCGAGGAGGCCGUGCGCGUCGUUGCCGUCCUCUGA